Anopheles bellator is the source of this 3411-nucleotide messenger RNA. RefSeq names its product protein tipE-like. Gene Ontology annotation, biological process: regulation of sodium ion transport. NCBI's taxonomy places the organism in Eukaryota, Metazoa, Arthropoda, Insecta, Diptera, Culicidae. Gene Ontology annotation, molecular function: sodium channel regulator activity. Bases 362 to 1234 code for a protein of 290 amino acids. The record is from RefSeq and is a predicted model, not a curated record. The transcript is spliced from 4 exons.
GCAAAACCCAUAAAUGAUACCGCGCGGCAAGACUUUUCCGGAUCGAACGAAGCAAAAUAGUACACACUCUGUAGGAGUCAGCCGCUUGUCGCUGCAACGAGUCUAGCUGCUAAUACACAGCACAUCAGAGUAGAGAAAUUAUGCUUCAACAGUGAAAAAUUCUGCCAACAUUAACGUAAGACCCGGCGGACCCACGUUAGGGCCAACCUACCCAACUAGUUACUAUAGAGCGAACGAGAGAGAGAGAGUGAAAGAGAGCGAGUCUGUAGAGAAGUAUCAGCCUGACCAACUAAGUUCGGACUGCGACUAUCGCAUUGAUCUCAACACGUCACACAACUCACACAAGCUACCCCCCAGCACCAUGAGAUCCAUCAACGAGUUUAGAGCGUCUUCGUCGACACUUUCGGGUGCACCGAGUUUGACCAUGAGCAAGCCGAGCCUGAACAACAGCAAGGCCAGUCUCACGCACAGCAAGCAGAGCCUGAACGAUUCGAACCGUGAAGAGCGGCCACCGACACGCGAAGAGCUCAUCUCGGAGUUUCUGGACAAAGCAAAGUUCUAUACGUCGCUCUGCCUAGGUACGACCGCCAUUUUGUCCGUGUUUGCGUUUCUCUUCCUGAUACCGUUCGUGGUGGAUCCCGCCAUCUCGACCAUCGUGGCGGACUAUGACCCCAUACCGGUGACGUGCGUAGUGACGGAUCACGUAUACGCGGAAGGUAUGCGCAACUGUACCUGGAGCUCGUGUCGCGAGGGCUGUACUACCGCCGCCAUCCGGUGUCAUCAGCUGCUCGUGAACUACACCAAGGUCGCGUUCCACGAGUGGCACAAGCAUCCGCGCGAACUGGACAGCAUCGAGUGGGACGUCAUGGACACCAAGUUCCUGGUGAACACCGAGGGCUGCGGCUAUCCUCCGCGGGUGAACUGUUCCGAGUUUGCGAAACAGUACGGCUACUCGCACAUCGGAGAUCCGUUUCCGUGCUACUACAGCCGAGCCUAUCCGGAGAUGGUGGUUGCACGCUACUCCUGGGAUGACAAUCUGAAGCACCUUAUACUGUCCCUGAUCAUCCCGAACGUACUGUUCGCGGUGUCGAUCGGUGUGCUGAGCUACUGGUACUGUCCUUGCUGUGAUAAAGCCUGCCACAAGUCGCCUCGAGUCUACGCGGAGAAGUAUCCAUCUAAAGAGAACAAACUUCUUUGCCGUAGUGACGAUGAGGAAGACGAACUAGACUACUGAAAAGACCAUUUUCCAAUUUUUCACCAAAACGCUGCAGCCGAUUUUUCUGUUUUGAAAGUACACACACUUUACCAGCCCGUACAGUUCUACCUUCAAACAACACACGCCUCCCGUUUGUUCGUAACACACCAAACACACUCGGUUACUGCUUAUGGUUUUCCCUCCUUGUGCAACUCGGAGCUCCGGUUUGGCUUCCUACCACUGUUACUUUCGUUGAUGCAACCAUACUGCACCGAGGACACGAGAGUCCUCGCGAGCACACACACAAACACAUCCCCACAAACACACAAGUCUAACGCUCACCGUCACCGUGCAAACGUAUCGGAAAUGCAUCGGCAAGCAAAACAAACCCCAGCAGGACAACGGAUCCAUUUUGAGCUAGUAAAUAAGAUACAGUAGCAAUGAUUUCCGUACUUCAAUUGUUGCUUCCUGCGUUCUAUUACCAUCUGCAUGCAACACGAGCUACUUCGCUGAACCGUUCUCAGUUGUUGUUGAUUAAAGUAUCGCUAGCUUUUUCUUCGCUUUGUGGAGGCUGCACUGACGAAGUUUGCGAGCCAGACAACCAUGGACAGUGAUUGAGAUCAGUGCUUUUAGCGAACUGUUAGAUAAGGAUAAUCAACCUGGCAAACUGGCACUUGCUUAUUAGGGACUGCAUUCGGCCAAGGAAUGGAGCGUUGAGCUUCCUCUUCUGAAACGGCUUGCAGCUGUUAAUUACAUGAGUAACACAGUGUAUAUAGCAAUGUACAAAGUAAUGUACCGAAUUCGCACGAUGUGCGAGCAACAAUGAUCAACCAAAAGUCGGAAAGACAGUGCAUUACGUGUUUGUAAAUAGCUUUCGUGUUUCGAAUAAAACAUUGCUAGUACCAACGAGUGCUGCUGCGGACCGAUUCCGUUCCGAUUGUGCUUAUCAGAUGAUUUCGAAAACGAUAGCAAAAUUUUAAUCACACUCCGAUGUAUAUUUUAGUCUGUGAUAAGCAGUAAUGGUACACUGCGGGGGCCUCGAAACGGGCCAGUGCCAUUUCCCUCGAAGAUAGCCAAUGACCAAUGCAACGCUUCACUUUUGCGCUCUUUACCGAAAUGUAGAACAAUUGGUUUAUAGUCGCUUUUGGCAGAUUGUUUCCUUUGAAAAUACGAAAAGAAGAACGCUUUUUCGAAUGCUUUCUCUUCGCUUUACUCCUUUUGCUCGUUUCAAUUAAAUUUCGUUAACCCGGACCAGUUGUUCCGCUACACGGUCAAAGUGUAGUUCUCUCUGUCUCUCUCUCUAAUACCACCAUUUCUGUUUUCCUUUCUACAACCUUAUACAACACUCCGACCGUCGUCCACCUGGAUCGAAACCCACGUGAAAACACCCCGUCUCCCUCGAAUCGUUUCUGCCACACAACAAACCAACAACACGCAACACAAAAACCUACCCCCAUUAAACAUGGCCACAACCUCCACACCACUCCUCGUUCGCCGUCCCGAAAAGGAAAGAGUCAUGGAACAUUGAAUAUCCACAAGAGUACAUCGAUAAAAUGUAAUCGCCCAGCUCCCGACCAACAACUCAUCUGCCGGUGAUGUGCCCGUGAGGACAUGUGGAUGAAAAUCCAUUCAUCCUACAUCACGACAACAGCGAACAGCAGGAACCACAGAAGCCCCGUAAGCGCGAGGAUCUGCGAAUCAGCAUCGCCCCAGAGUUUCAUUAACAUUGUGCUCCACUCUGCUAGCUGGCACCUAUACGGCAAAAUGGGGACCGUUUAGGAGCGAUUAGAUAACGGGAAUUAUCUCUCGUUACCUGAUGCGGGUAGGUUGCGAAAUUGAAAAUCUUGUUGCGGACCAUUUUCCACGAUGAAUGUUUGCCUAUGUUCUGUUACACUGCGAACGGGGACCGCACAUCACUCCAUCCUUUCCUGUUAUCGUCAUUUCCGACAUUAAGCUUUUGUCAAUGCUUUCGCCUUUACCUAGCCGCCAACAAUCAUGCUGGCCGGAACAAGGUCGUGGUGAAACUAAAGCUAAUUUCAAAAUCGUUGAAACGGCUUUAAAUUCAAAGAUCGAUCGUAAAAAUUAAGAAUAAACAAGUAAUAAUUAGCAACAAAGAAAACUAAAUCACGAGCAUCGGCAAUAUAACCGAAGAUUUGCACGAUGAUGCCCCCCGUGAGUUGGAAAUGCUUUAUCGAUCAAGUCUUUGAUAAGAAAUC